AUGGAUUCGACAAUCACCCUCGUCAACCCAUCAGCGCCCGUAACCCUCGUGUUCACGAAGGACAGCACUACGAACACGGGAAUAGCUCUCAAAGGCUCGGAGUCGCGAAUUAUUUACUCCGUCUCGAGUGACGCCCUUACGUGCAGCAAGACGACAAUUGCUGAUUCCGCUGGCACUGUGGCCGUUAUCAACAAACGAGAUAUCCUGCCGAGUACCAUUUCCUUCCCAAGCAGAGAUGGCCGGGGAAGUAUGAAGCUAAGCAAAUGGCUGAAGGAACAGAAAACCUCAGAUGGCCUCCCUAUCAUGAUAAUAGAGACGACGCUGGGCCAAUUCGGCUGGAAGUACAAUACCACCAGGAUCGCAUUAUGGCCCUCAGGAGACGAAAGCGAUGGGCUGCCAACUGCAUGUCUGCAGCCAGCUACUUCCGAGUCCCCGAUGAGUCUCAUCAUUGAACCAUCGGGAUUGACACUCGCCAACGAGCGCGCCUGGAUGCGAGAUGCGAAGACGAGGGCAUUCGUGGAAGACGUUCUCGUCUCGGCCUUGGUCAUAGAGCAUAGGCUGCGAGUAAAGGAACGAAUGUAUCACGCAGCUGCAGACAUUCCCCGGGGUAGUUUCUUUAACCCCAUGGCCACUGCCACUUAA
Molecule: messenger RNA, 642 nt
Organism: Pleurotus ostreatus (oyster mushroom)
Lineage: Eukaryota; Fungi; Basidiomycota; Agaricomycetes; Agaricales; Pleurotaceae
Exons: 3
Coding region: 1-642 (213 amino acids)
Source: RefSeq, a predicted model, not a curated record